UAACUCUUAAACCCAGGCGGUCUGGAGGGGAGGAGGACACAGUUCCUGCACCCAGGACGCCUGUCCUCCUCCGUCCAAGUGAAGGGACACAGUUAUAUCCUGAGACUUUGCUGGAAAGCUUCUUGCAGGUUAGUGACUUUGAGUCGGUUUGCGAGGGGCCAGGGGGACUGCAGGGAGGACACCUGAGACCAGGUGCUAGAACGUGGGCAGGAGGAGGAAGGCAGAAGGUUCUGGAAGAAGCAUCCGUCCUGCUGUGGACUGCCCCAGACCAGAUUCUCCGCUGUGCCCAGCUGCUCUCCCCUGCAGCCCCAGAUCUGCCCCCUGUCCCAGGUUGGAGCCCAGCAGUCAUGCCGGACACACCAGUGGAGGAAUCCCUUUUCCAAAUCAUCCACUGCUACCACCAGUAUGCAGCCCGCGAAGGGGACGUGGAGACCCUGACCCUGGAGGAGCUGAGGGCCCUGCUCACGGACAACGUGCCCCGCUUCAUGGAGACUUUGGGUCGGAAGGAGCCGUACUACAUCGCGGAGUUGUUCCGGGCAGCAGACAAGAACAAGGACAACCAGGUCUGCUUUGAAGAGUUCCUGUACAUCCUGGGCCAGCUGGCGAAGGAUUACCACCUGCAGUACCACCGGCAGCUGUGUGCCCACCACUGUGCCCAGCAGAGCCUCUACUAGGGCCGCUGGAGCCUGCUUCCAGGAGGAGCGUGACCUGGCUACGGGGCCCGGCGGAGAACUCGGCUGUGUGUGCAGCUCACUCUUGUGCAGCCUCACACUCAUUUGGGGUAUUAGUCUCUUCAUGGUUCUGGGUACCAUUCAUGGAUGGGAGAUUCAACUUCUGCCUUCAAGAGGCCCCUGUCUGAUGGAGGAGGCACAGCCCCGGAGCCCACGUGUUCUUGUUUAAGUGGGGACACACCCGGCCCUCGGCUCUCAGACUGUGAGAAGGAGGCUCUUCCUUUGGGCAGUUGACCCUCUAAUAGGAAGCCGUGCCUCCCCAGUCAUGUUCCUGACGACUGUCUCCCUGGACAGAGGGGCAGAAGGAGAGCCACGUGGGCAGAAGUACACUGGACAUUGUUUUUGAAGGUGUCCCUGCUCAGA
This is a messenger RNA of Marmota flaviventris (yellow-bellied marmot), 1094 nucleotides long. Its product is annotated as protein S100-A15A. Lineage: Eukaryota; Metazoa; Chordata; Mammalia; Rodentia; Sciuridae. Gene Ontology annotation, cellular component: cytoplasm; extracellular exosome. Gene Ontology annotation, biological process: endothelial cell migration. The record is from RefSeq and is a predicted model, not a curated record. Gene Ontology annotation, molecular function: chemoattractant activity; transition metal ion binding; calcium ion binding.